UCUCUUCGUAUACGUCCGUAAACUAUUUAUUGGAUUAUUUUCAAUGAAAUAAAUUAUAAAGUAAACUUAUUAUUUCAUUCAGAGUUAACGCAACAAAAAGUGAUUAUCAAGAUACAACGAUUUCUCAGUGUUCCAAGUUUAUUCCUUUGAUACAUGACAAGAUUCUCAGGCUGACUGAAAAUUAUUAAGCUGACGCAACAAAUAUGGCAUUCGCUGGACUCAAGAAACAAAUCAACAAAGCUAAUCAGUAUGUCACAGAAAAAAUGGGAGGUGCCGAGGGCACAAAACUUGAUUUGGACUUCGUGGAAAUGGAAAGAAAAACCGAUGUAACAUGCGAGCUGGUGGAGGAGUUACAGAUGAAGACGAAGGAGUUCCUACAGCCGAACCCCACGGCGCGAGCCAAAAUGGCCGCCGUGAAGGGGAUCAGCAAACUGAGCGGCCAGGCCAAAAGCAACACCUACCCUCAGCCAGAGGGAGUGCUAGGUGACUGCAUGCUGCUAUACGGCAAGAAACUCGGCGAGGACUCUAUAUUCUCACAAUGUCUGAUCGAGAUGGGCGAGGCGCUGAAGCAGAUGGCGGACGUGAAAUACUCCCUCGACGACAACAUCAAGCAGAGCUUUCUCGAGCCGCUACACCAUCUACAGACCAAGGAUCUCAAGGAGGUCAUGCACCACCGGAAAAAACUGCAGGGGCGUAGGCUCGACUUCGACUGUAAGAGACGUCGCCAAGCGAAAGGUGUAAGGAGCCCAUAUUCGAGUCCUAGUCAUUCGGCUCCUAAACAUGACGACGAGAUCAGGCAGGCGGAGGAGAAGUUUGCGGAGUCGUUGUCGCUCGCCCAGAUUGGAAUGUUCAAUUUGCUGGAUAAUGACGUGGAGCAAGUCGCGCAGCUGUCAUUCUUCGCAGAGGGUCUGCUGGAGUACCACCAGCAGUGCACCGAGAUACUGAAGGGGCUCGUCUCCGCGCUCAUGGAGAAGAAAGAGGAAGCGGUGAAUCGUCCGAAACUGGAGUUCGUACCGAAGACCCUUGCUGAUCUCAACAUCGAAGGCAUCCACGACCUGAACCACGGUAGGCGGUUCGGCUCCGCCCAGUCCCUCCGCCCCCGCGCGCGAGCCCCGCCCCCCGCCUCCUCAGUGGGCGACCUCCCCUCCGCCGACCCCCUUCGCGCGUGGGACGUGCGCCCCCAUCCCGCCCCCCGUAGCUACGCCCCCGUAAGAGACCCCUGGACAGCGUCGCCGCUGCCGUCGCCGGUGAAGUCGCCGGCGCGGACGCCGGUGGCCCCCGCCAAGGGGCCGUGCUGUACAGCCCUGUACGACUUCGAGCCUGAGAAUCAAGGAGAGCUGGGAUUCAAGGAGAACGACGUCAUCACACUCAUCAGCAAAGUGGACGAAAACUGGUUCGAGGGCAGCGUCAACGGCAAGACCGGCUUCUUCCCCAUCUCGUACGUGCAGGUCACCGUGCCGCUACCUAACAUGUAAACACCAAAACACCUUUAGCCCACGGGGUCACCAGCGCCAAUGCAGCUAUAAUAUUUCUUUCUUUAAUAGCAUAUACUGAAAAUGGUGUGACGCGAGAUAUUUCAAGUCAUAAUUUGAUUCAAAAUAGCUUAGUUGACGUACUUAUAUGAUAUUUAUUUAUUGUAACCAAAAAAAAUGAAACAUAAAUUAUCUUACUUUGGAGUAUCUACCCAGCGAAAAAUACACGGUUUGCUGACGCAAACUCAUACCGUACUUUGGAAAAACAUCCUAACAGACCUAGUGUUAGCUACUGUUAAGAUGAAACUGCUAUUCUAUUUGUAGUUUUACUGUUUACAUUAGUUAUAUUAAUGUAUUAAAUUUUAAAGAAAAAAUAUUUCUCGUUGCUCCACAUUUUUGAAAUUAAGCAAAGAUCUCUCCAGGUAACAAUUUGACUCGCAAAACACUGAUGGCGAUAUUGUGGUGACCCAGUGUGCAAGGUUUAAGUCAAUACCAUUGGGGUCAUUCAAAACCAACUCCAUAAACCUCGGCAAACAAAUUUUAUUUACAUGGCAACAUAUACAAUUAGUUGUAAAUAUAUACCCCUACAGAUAAAAAUAAACUUAGCAUUCAUGAACUAAAUAAGUAAAUCAAAAAUGGUUGUCAACGCGCAGCAUUGGCUAAGAGAUCUACGAAAUUUAAUUUUAUUUCAAAUAUUUUUGAAUACUAACUCUUAGUUGAAUCUGAUGGACUAGCUAGAAGUUUAUGGAGUUCAUUUUCAAACACCCUGUAUAAUCCGACUUUCUUCGUUAUCUUUCGAAACUCCAACAAAGCAAUCAUACAAAAUCGUCCAAUACUGUUAAUUUGUUGAACUAUAUUUAAGUAAUACAGACGAAGAAAUCUAGGGUCUGUUCAAAUCAGAGAUGCAAAAUAUGUUUUAAAUUUGGAAGUCGAAAGUUAAAUUAUGUGUACAUUUGAAAUCAUGUAUGAAAGUAUGUAUUUAUUAUAUUAUUCUUGUUAAUAUUUUAUCAAUAAUUCUAGGGUGCAUUAGACCAAACAAGAAUAAAUACUUUAUAAAUUCGACACUUAUUAAGUAUAAUUAGUUUUUAAUACCCGCCAUCUAAAAUUUGGUUUAUUCUUGAUUGGUCGCAUGCUUGCAUUUAAAAAAACAUAACUACCACCGAGAAUCUUAGUAUUUCACAAGAUAUGGUCAAUUGAAAAGAGUUUAUAUUAAAAUCGUGUUUUAGAUAGAUAAAUGUUUGCCGAUAUUUUUGUAACAAAAUAAUUUACUGCAAUAUUUUUAGCUCAAUUCAAAUUACAUAUUUAUAAUAAAUAUAUCCAUAAAAUUCAACUUAAAAUCAUAAACUGUAAGAACAGGCUCUCGAUUGUAUAGGGUGACCACAUACAAAAAUAGUUAAGACACUACAUCUUAGGUUUUCACCUGCCUAUAUCGAAACGAUAUACCAAAGACAUCUGUUGCUUUUACAUAUUAAAUAAAUUACCAAAGAAAAAAGGAGUGCUCUCUAAAAUAUUAAACACAUUUGAAGUAUGUGGUCAGCCGGUUUUGAUGAAACACAAAAAAAAUAUUCCCUUAAAGUGUCAAAAGCUCAAGAUGAUAGUUGUUUAAUUAGUUUUACUUUUAUUGAAACAGUGGACCCUUCUGAGCCCCGGUCUUCCAUUUUGUUUCUACCCUCCCUUAUGUAAAUUCUUCGCCAUAAGUUUCGAUGCCAGACGAUGUUAGAUCAGUAGGUUCAUAGUUUUAGUUGCCAAUUGAAAUUAGAUAUCAGGAUUAGAACUGAACUACCUUUACUAACGAGGAAAUUAUUAUGGACGUAUACAAUAGUUUAUUUUUUUUAACUAUAAACUAUAUUAAUUUCGUCCUUCGAAGCUCUGAAUGUAAUAGUCGUCUAGAUAAUGGUUAGAUUUUAUAGUUAUAUAUCUACGGUAAUCUGGUAUAAAUGUAUGUAAACGUGUGUGGCGCGCGACGGUGCGCUAUCGUUGAAUCUUGCCAAUGUUCGUGGCAUUUAAUGUUUCGUGUGUUAUCGGCAAAUAUAUUAUACUAUAUUAUAAUGUCAUUGUGAUAUCAUGUUAAUGGUGCAGUAUUUCGUCGCGUACCCGCUACGCGACUGCGGUUUGUGUGGUAACAAUAGCGUUUUGUAGUUAUGAAUUUAUUUUAAGACAUUAUGAUUUUAAACUUAAGACAUUUAGACUUAAAUUAUGAAUAUUAAAUCGUUCUAUGUGGCUAGAUAUUUUGAAUAUUAAAUGCAUGCUCGUUCACAUUCCUGUCAUGUCGGUGUUGCAACUCAUAUUGACUAAUAUUAGAACACGGACCCCGUUGGAUAACUUCUCUGGCAUACAAAAGACAAUACCUAGAUCUAAUGUUAGACGUAUGUAAGUUCAUAAUAAUAUUGUUCUAUCUUCAAGUGUUUCUUAAGUGUAAGUAUUUUGAGGUAAAUCGAUAAACGAUGAGGGUCUAAGUGUCACGAGGCCGACGGGCUGACUCGUGCGAAACGUCCUGAACCCUGAUGGCAUUUAUACCUGUAUUAUGUUCGACUCAAUGAAUUCAAAUAUUUAUCUGUAAUUCUAUGCUAUAGUAGACGUAUUAAAACAUAACUCAGAGACUUAUUGGAUCAGCCAUCGCGGCGUGUUUGGGCAUUUUUGCUCGGACCUGAAGCUAGAAACGUUAACCCCACUUUUAAAGGAUCUAGUGACAUUUUACAUCGUGUGAACCGUGGCACGCGUAUAGCUUACGGCGGACGUCGACGCAAUUGGUGUGAUGUAAUUCGAUAUAUGUUUGAUAUAAGUAUUGUCGUUCAUGUUACUAUAUAAUACAUCAUCUAUCUACUGUUAUUUGAUAGAUAUCUUGAAAAUUUAAAGGAUGUAUCACGAUUGAUUUGUAUUAAAAUUUUAACCUAAACUUAUUGCUCGUUUCGCCUCCUAAAUAAAAUGUUAUAAUUGAA
Molecule: messenger RNA, 4411 nt
Organism: Aricia agestis (brown argus)
Lineage: Eukaryota; Metazoa; Arthropoda; Insecta; Lepidoptera; Lycaenidae
Gene: EndoA
Product: endophilin-A
Exons: 12
Coding region: 204-1475 (423 amino acids)
Biological process (GO): synaptic vesicle uncoating
Cellular component (GO): glutamatergic synapse; presynapse; cytoplasm
Molecular function (GO): protein binding
Source: RefSeq, a predicted model, not a curated record